Cucurbita pepo subsp. pepo (vegetable marrow) is the source of this 1176-nucleotide messenger RNA. RefSeq names its product agamous-like MADS-box protein FUL-L. Gene Ontology annotation, molecular function: DNA-binding transcription factor activity; protein dimerization activity; RNA polymerase II transcription regulatory region sequence-specific DNA binding. Gene Ontology annotation, biological process: positive regulation of transcription by RNA polymerase II. The record is from RefSeq and is a predicted model, not a curated record. Gene Ontology annotation, cellular component: nucleus. Lineage: Eukaryota; Viridiplantae; Streptophyta; Magnoliopsida; Cucurbitales; Cucurbitaceae.
CUUAUUUUUCCCUCAUUAGCAACAAUCUCUCCUCCUCUCAAACUCCAACCGAAUCACUUCCCUCAUCCACAAUUAUAGAAACAACAACAAUUCCCCACUCCCUCUUCUUCUUCUUCCUCUUCUCCUUUUAGGGUUCGUGUUGGCUUCUGCUCAAGAACCCUCCACCAUGGGCAGAGGGAGAGUGCAGCUCAAGAGAAUAGAGAACAAAAUCAGCCGCCAAGUCACCUUCUCUAAGCGUAGAGCUGGGCUGCUCAAAAAGGCCCAUGAGAUCUCUGUCCUUUGCGAUGCAGAUGUUGCCUUGAUUGUCUUCUCCACCAAAGGAAAGCUCUUUGAGUACUCCACUCAUGCCAGCAUGGAGAAGAUCUUGGAAAAAUACGAGAGGUGUUCUUAUGCAGAGAGACCAUUGGCCACAAAUGCAGAUUCUGAUUUACAGGUAAGUUGGUGCGAGGAGUACCCAAAAAUUGCAGCCAGAAUGGAAAUUAUACAGAAGAACAUCAGGCGUUAUUUGGGAGAAGAGCUUGAGCCUUUGAAUUUGAGAGAACUUCAAAGCUUGGAGCAGCAACUUGAUUCAUCACUGAAGCGCAUAAGAGCCAGAAAGAACCAACUAAUGCAAGAAUCUAUCUCAUUGCUACACAAAAAGGAAAGGGAACUGCAAGAGGAGAACAGGCAGCUUGCAAACAAGGUAAAGGAGAAUGAGAAAGCUUUGGUUGAACGUGGACACUGCGAGCUCCCAAACUUGGCUCCCUAUCAGCCCAUUUUGCCAAUGCCACCCCCAAUUCCUUCUUUCUCUAUUGGAGCAAACUUGCAUGAUGGGAGAGGCUCAACAGGAUCAGAUGAAGAUGAAACAAGGCCAACAAGCACCAACAUCCAAAUACCAGCCUGGAUGCUUAGCCAUGUGACUGAAAGUCAUCGCAACUAAAAGCAACAGCACCGUCGUCGUCUUCUCCGUAGCGGGCGGCGGGCGAGGAGCAGCUGCCCUUACCACCACCACCACCACCUCCAUUGUAACAAAGAAAAUGGCCAUGGGGGAGGGGGAGACAAAAUGACGUUCAUACCCAGUUGGCCACCCCACAAUUACAAAGCCAUAUUGUAUUAUGUAGAUCUCAUGUGCCUCCAAAUUCAUUUAAAACUCUCAGAAGAAAAUUGAAUUGUGGUUACUUCCAUUUCUUUUUCCUA